This is a messenger RNA of Ochlerotatus camptorhynchus, 2930 nucleotides long. It is a transcript of the gene Kal1, whose product is annotated as Kallmann syndrome 1. The record is from RefSeq and is a predicted model, not a curated record. Lineage: Eukaryota; Metazoa; Arthropoda; Insecta; Diptera; Culicidae. Gene Ontology annotation, biological process: neuron differentiation. The coding region runs from base 959 to 2563 and encodes 534 amino acids. Gene Ontology annotation, molecular function: peptidase inhibitor activity; protein binding. The transcript is spliced from 7 exons. Gene Ontology annotation, cellular component: extracellular region; cell surface.
GAGUUUGUGUUUUCCUUGUGCAACCUGCCGGCUAAUUAGUGCGGUCUCGCCGCGUCCCCAAGUGCAUCGAAGGGAUCAGUUCAGUUGCAAUGCAGAUACCAAUCAGUGCGGACGUGUUUCGGUGUGUCGGCCGUAGUGUGUGCGUUUGAGCACGCCGCCCGUGUUGACCACCAGCGAGGUCGGUUGCGAUUGUUCCAUACCUGCGGGGAGGAAAAUCGACAGGUUUUGGGAAAGUUUUGCGUGCGUGAAGUUUUGACCGUUGCAUUUUGGAAAGCGAUUUUCUCCGAUUGGGGAUUGUGCACUGAUGGUGGACCAAGAAUAAGAAGAAUCCAAUGAUGGUGGUAAUCAUGUGGCCUGGAAUGGACCUUAUACGAGAUGCUGCGGUGGCCAUGGCAGGAGGACUACAACGACCAGUAGAAGAAGGAAGCAAGGGCAACAGCAGCACGGAAAUGCAAUUAACGAAGAAUUUGGUGCAAAUAAAGUGAAAACGUGUGUCGUUCGGUUGAUUUAUGGGAUUUGCAUUUUGGGGCCGGCGACGACGACGACGACGACAGCGACUGUGAACUGUGACGACAACCAAUAAGACGGCGAAGGCCGGUUUCGGCUUCGGGGAGGAUUCUGUUGUGUUUCUUGCUUCACCCCUUAUCUCUGUGGUGCGCGGUGUGUGGAUACAAAUUUGAGGUAAUAAAGAGGAAUUGGCAAUCAAGAUCGGACUAAAUGCGAGCGUGUGCUGAAUUCGGUGCGACGUGGAUAAAGGGUAUUUAGGGAAGCGAAAAGUGCACAGUAUUUUGUAUCAUUGAUGGGUGAUGUUUUAUCGUGGCGAUAAGCGCUAAAUUUAGACAAGAUGAAACGCCAGUGAUAAUCGACGGGAGGAGAAGGAGGUGGUCAGCUGAAUAAUUAACAGCCAUCGGUAUCGGUUCUGUUUGCUGUGCCAUACAAUUGCGGGAAGUGAGGCAAAAUGUUCAAGAUGUUGCACACGAUUGGAGUGCUGAAAUUGAUCCUAAUCCAGCACAUGAUUGGCGUUUCGUCCAUGAUGAACAUCGGCAGUGGUGGGGCAGGGCUGGGCCCGGUAGCCAAUCGGAGACACACUGACAACCUGCUGAUUGCUCGGUGUCGUUCCAAAUGUACGAACACAUUCGACAAAAUGAUGUGCGAAAGCACCUGCAUCCGGGACUAUUUGGAAAACUCGUCCUACAAAAAGUACGGCGACUGCCCGAAGGAUCCGCUGAACCGGUUGGAAGCGAUUUGCUUCAACACUUGCCGGAGUACGGACUACAACUGCCCGGGGGUGGAAAAAUGCUGUGCCCAUUCGUGCGGUAUGAGCUGCCAGAGCCCGGUCGGCUUGAGCAAGGUCCGUGGUCUACCGCCGGUUCCGUUCCACGUCAGUCUCCGCGAAGCCGGCCGUAGCUUCCGCAUGGCCGAAAUCCACUGGGACAUAUCGCUGGAGGAGGAAGAAUCUAGUGCGAUCUACUUUGUGGUGGAAUCCCGGCACCAUAUCGGGAUCAACUUUGCCGAGCGGAAGCUGGAGAACGAUUGGCAGAGCCACACGCCGGUUGGGAUCUAUGAGGUCAAACGAACCGGAAGCCUCAAGAGGUACGUCGGGGAUAUGAAGCUCAAACCGGGACGCUGGUAUCAGGUUCGGGUGGCGGCGGUUAAUGAGCUGGGUACCCGGGGCUAUUCGGUCGUUUCCAAGGAGUUUCAGUUGAGUAAAAAACCGAAUCCACCUCAACCACCGAAGAAUCUCACCUUGGGACCAUUGGUACCGAACGUAAAUGGGACGUACAGUCGGAAAAUCAUGUGGAUGCUUCCUCGGUCGGAUCUUCCGGUGGAAAAGUAUAAAAUCAGCUGGAGUUUGUACUUGAAUGCAAGUAGUGGAGCACGGGCAGCAAACUCGUCACUCUUCAAGGAAAUGGCUACCGUAUCGGCGCCCACGAGACACUACGAGAUCAAAGGACUGCAACCGAACAGUAUUUACUAUCUGCAGAUACAUGCGGUAAGUGUGUACGGCAAGAGGCGACUGAAGUCUGCUGCCAGUAGCGAACUCAUGGACACUACGGUGGAAGCCGGAGGCGCUAUCAAGCAACCCAGUAUGGACAAUAUGUUGAUGAAUGAUGCCAGCUAUCAUCGUCGCACAAAAUCCGGAGGGAGCACCCUGGGCUUGAACUACAAGUUCGUUCCGCGCAAAACGGGGUUCACCGUGAGGCUCACGUGGCCCGAUAGAAGUCCCAGCGGACGCUAUCGAUUACAUUUGUGCCGUGGCACGAGGGAUUGCCUAUCGAAACCGAUGGGAGCCAAUUCCCACGAUGUAGUUGUAAAGCAGAAAACUUCCUACGAAUUUUCGAGUCUGGAGUUCGAUACCAAAUACACGGUUGGAUUGAGGCACAAUCGGAAGCGUGCCACCGGUCCAGCCAAUCAUCAUCAGCAACAGCAGCAUCAAAAUCAUCAGCAUCAUCAUAAUCAACUGGGACCGGCGGCGUACGAUAGCGUACGGACGUUCGUGACGCCAAAAUGUGAGCACUUUCGGAAGACGCAUCCCGACUUUCCGGUCGAGUGUUCCGUUUAGGAAAGCAACAAGCAACAUGACAACAUUUAAUGACUAAAUGACAAACAAGCAUGAAUUCUUUCCCGCCAUAACUCGCCCAUAUAGGAGCCCAUUUUUCCACUACGACCGAACUGCUGGUGGUGGACGCAUCAGGAUAAUUAUGCCUCCACCGGUAGCGAAGGUUCUGUAGCGAACCUCCUUCGGUGCGGAAAAGAGGUUAUUUUAUUGAUUUUUGUUUUAAGAGCUAAUUAGUACUUUUUUGUUUAGUUUUAAUGCUGUGCUGCCAUUUUAUAUUCAAUGUAGAUGAAAUUUAGCCGGAAUAUAAACAGAAUACAAAAUGUGAAUGUUGAUAAUAAAGAAAUAGUUUGCAUCCUUGUAGCAGAGACGA